AUGGGUGGCCUGGUGCAGCACUUUCAGUUGCCUGGAGACAUCACAAACGAGAGAUUCAGUUGGGUUCCAGAUAGGUUGACAAUCGAAAGCAAGACAUUGGUUGUUGAUCAGAUGGCUGUUGAUCUGUUCGCUGAGCUUGGCAAUUGGCUUGCAAACGUUUCGUCACCACACGAGAAGACAUCAUCAGUGCGCAGUUGGCGAACAGAUCAACAGCCAUCUGAUCAACAACCAAUAAACUCACCCGAGCUACCAAUAUUUCACCACAUUACCGAAUGCAAGACAGUUGUGUGGGCUACUGGGUAG
This is a messenger RNA of Opisthorchis viverrini, 303 nucleotides long. RefSeq lists its product as hypothetical. The record is from RefSeq and is a predicted model, not a curated record. The transcript is spliced from 3 exons. NCBI's taxonomy places the organism in Eukaryota, Metazoa, Platyhelminthes, Trematoda, Opisthorchiida, Opisthorchiidae. Bases 1 to 303 code for a protein of 100 amino acids.